AAUUUAUAUGCGAGAAUCUUACUUUUGGAGUUACAUAUAUGUCAUGUUCCCCUUCCAUGCUGUGCUUUGAACACCAUGCGAUAUCGUCCGCUUGUCGAUUGGAUCAACUUGUCUCUGUGCCGCUGUUGAGUGACAGUCCGCACUUCUCGGCUUCGCUAAAUACUUAAAUUCCCCGUACAUAGGUACCAAACAAAAAUGGAGAAGGAAUUGCAGGACCGCGGAAGCCAUGUUGAUGAAAAGGAUGUCAUAUCGGACAGUGCUACAGACGUCGACAAUGAAGGACAUAUAGAUGAUAACUCAACUCAUGAAAAGGUUUCCGAUGACAUUGCCAAGACGGCCGAGGCCGCUGAACCAGAGCAUGAAUAUAUUUCUGGGGUCCAGCUGUGGCUUGUUAUGUCGUCGGUUACAUUGGUAGUAUUUCUCAUGUUACUCGACAUAUCUAUCAUUGUGACUGCUAUACCUCGAAUUACCAGCGACUUCCACUCGUUGCCAGAUGUUGGGUGGUAUGGUAGUGCGUAUCUUCUCGCAAGUUGCGCCCUUCAACCCUUAACUGGGAAGCUGUAUAGUGAAUUUAGCACUAAGUACACUUUCCUCGUCUUCGUUGGCCUCUUUGAGCUCGGAUCAGCGAUAUGUGGUGGAGCUCAGUCAUCCACGAUGCUCAUUAUCGGACGAGCUAUUGCUGGCCUAGGAAGUUCAGGGCUCAUAAAUGGUGGCCUCACCAUCAUAGCUGCAUCUGUUCCUCUGGUCAGACGGCCAAUGAUGCUGGGCUUCAUGAUGUCAAUUGCACAGUUAGGUAUAGUGGGAGGGCCAUUGAUCGGAGGCGCAUUUACUGAAUAUGUAUCAUGGCGCUGGUGCUUUUUUAUCAACCUUCCCAUCGGUGCCGUUGCUGCUGUCUUUCUCCUGCUCAUCACAAUACCCGAUCAGAAUAUCAGGAAUACGGAUGAAAAGAUUUCUCUUUUCAAAACACUUGGCAAGCUUGAUCUCGUCGGGUUUGUCCUCUUUGCGCCAUCCGCUACUAUGAUCCUGAUGGCCCUUCAAUGGGGCGGGACAAAAUACCCCUGGAACAGCGCCACCAUCAUCGGUCUCUUCUGUGGCGGGUUUGGCAUGGCUUUGGUUUUCCUUGGUUGGGAAUAUCGAGUUGGCGACAAGGCUAUGAUCCCAUUCUCCAUGCUGAGAGUGAGGGCCGUUUGGGCUUCUUGUGUGGCCAAUGCAUUCUUCUACGGAACUAUGCUGAUCUUCUCGUACUAUAUACCGAUUUACUUCCAGUCUGUCAAGGGCGUUUCGCCAGCGCUGAGCGGGGUGUAUAUGUUGCCUGCAAUUAUUGCGCAGAUGAUAUGUUCGAUUGUGUGUGGAGUAUUAGUUGGACGCAUAGGAUACUACCUUCCAUUUAUGGUGGUUAGUGGUAUACUCGCUGCCAUUUCUUCUGGGCUCCUUGCUACUUUUACCCCAUCUACUUCGGUUGGAAAGUGGAUUGGCUAUCAAAUCCUCUCUGGCGCGGGCCGUGGCCUCGGCAUGCAGAUUGCCAUCGUCGCCGUCCAAAACGUACUCCCGCCGGAGAAAAUUCCUGUAGGAAUGUCGACCCUCGUGUUCUCCCAGGUGUUUGGGGGAGCAGUGUUCCUCUCCGUCGGACAAACGAUAUUCAGCGGGGGGCUUCUUUCGGCUUUGGCUAAAUACGCCCCGGAUGUAGAUGCAAAGAACGUAGUGGAAGCCGGUGCCACGGCCAUAAGGACUGUUGUGAAGCCAGCACAAGUUGCAGGCGUCAUCGAGGCCUACAGCCAUGCUAUCAACCGCAAUUUUUACCUAUCCGCAGGCUGCGGAGUCGGAUUAUUCGUUUUUAGUCUGGGAAUGGGCUGGGUAAAUAUUAAAAAGAAGAAGGCGGUUGCGCCUGAAGCAUAAAAUACCACAUAUCACAGGAGUAUAUUGAGUUUUGGGUUAUAGAUUUCUGGGCUACUACGUUGGGUAAUUUGUGAAAUGAGGGGUUGUUUGCAUAGGUCAAGGGGUUAGUAGGUCACUCCACACAAUUAUAUACACAAUUAUGGGGUUAUAAUCAAGGGACGGAAGUAUUCAAACUUACAUAUUUCUAAAUAAGCGUUG
Molecule: messenger RNA, 2094 nt
Organism: Pseudogymnoascus verrucosus
Lineage: Eukaryota; Fungi; Ascomycota; Leotiomycetes; Thelebolales; Thelebolaceae
Exons: 8
Coding region: 196-1896 (566 amino acids)
Biological process (GO): transmembrane transport
Molecular function (GO): transmembrane transporter activity
Source: RefSeq, a predicted model, not a curated record